This is a messenger RNA of Saccoglossus kowalevskii, 518 nucleotides long. RefSeq names its product tetraspanin-33-like. The record is from RefSeq and is a predicted model, not a curated record. Gene Ontology annotation, cellular component: plasma membrane. Lineage: Eukaryota; Metazoa; Hemichordata; Enteropneusta; Harrimaniidae.
UGUUGUAGGUGCUUGGGUUUCUAAUUCUUGGCCUUGGUAUAUGGGCUGCCUUAGAGAAGGGUGUUGGUGAUGUUAUGGAUUAUCUUGACCUACUCACAGAUCCAGCAAUUGUACUUAUUGUGACUGGUGGGAUUAUUUUCAUCUUGGGUUUUGCAGGAUGUGUUGGUGCUCUCAGAGAAAACACUUUUCUACUUAUGUUUUUCUACCUCGUGCUCAUUAUUGUGUUGAUACUUGAAGUGGUGGUUUUCAUUGUAGCAAUUGUUUUCACCCAGCAGACAUAUGCCAAGGUGGAUACAGUAAUAGAAAGAGCAAUAAUCAAUUAUCGAGAAGAUCUGGAUUUGAGGAAUUUAAUUGAUUUUAUACAGAUGGAGAUCAACUUUUCACCAGUAUUAUGUAGUCUAUCAUCUUGGUUCUUCAGCAAAGGAUUAUGGGUAAAGUAUGACAUCAUACCCACUGUUGACAGAAUUGAGAAAAUGAUUUCAUCUAUAACUUCAAAAGCUGAACUUCAAAUUAGCUGA